Hemibagrus wyckioides is the source of this 1243-nucleotide messenger RNA. RefSeq lists its product as uncharacterized. Bases 173 to 1243 code for a protein of 356 amino acids. NCBI's taxonomy places the organism in Eukaryota, Metazoa, Chordata, Actinopteri, Siluriformes, Bagridae. The record is from RefSeq and is a predicted model, not a curated record. The transcript is spliced from 15 exons.
UAGUUUUAAACGAUCACACUGCAUUUGGAUUACUGCUUGGAUAAGGAUAAACAUCAUCUCUACAAACUCAUCUCUACAAACUCAUCUCGACAUCUCUACAAACUCAUCUCUACAAACUCAUCUCGACAUCUCUACGAACAGCGACUCCCGACGAAGGACUUCUGACACAGCGAUGGACUUCCGAGGAUUUCUGCGGCACCUGAACGGCUGGACCCUGCGUGAGAUCGCCUGUGCUGCGGGUCUGGUCACUUUCUCUGCCGGUGCGGGUUACUGCAUUUACCGCAUCCUACAGAGAGAAAGAGCUCCUCCUGACCACACUCAGUCAACUCAAGAGCCUGUGGAUGUGCUGGAGGAAUCAACAGAUACUCCCUCUGUCCUCCAGGUCGUUGAGCCAAUCCUGCAGCUGCUGCCCACCAAACCACACAACGAACCUUCAGCUGUCAUUCUGCCACUCGAUGCUGAUGAGCCGGACAGUGCCUGCCUCGAUCUACAGUGCGUGUCUGCAGUCUCCUCCCUCUCCCAGCCAGUGGACAUUAGCAUUGGAAUGAUGAGGGGUCCAGAGAGUCGGCUCUGCUGGUUUGAAACCGCAGAGACUCACUGCUUGACUCACGAGGGAUUCCCUUAUUACACCAGUGAUGAGGAGAUUUUCACUGGCAUUCAGUUUGUUGAGCCAAACAUCCAGCUGCUGCCAACCGAAGAACACCAAGACCCUUCACCUGUCUUUCUGCCGCUCGAUGCUGGUGAGCUGAUUAGCGCUUGCCGUAAUAUUCAGUUCCUCUCUGCAGAGCCCUCCAUCUCCCAGUUUAAGUCAGUGGAAAUCAAGACAUACUUCCUGGGGAUGAUAAGGGGCCCACAGAGCCGUCUUUGUUGGUUUAAAACCACCAAGACCAGCAGCUUGAAUCACAUGGGAUUCCCUUAUGAAAGCUCCAUAGAAGACUGCUUCACUGGCAUACAGGCUGAAUCUGGGAGGGUUACAGAGUUCAUCUCCUGUAACCGAAUGGAGACAUCAUUCGUCGUGCCACAUUAUUUUGUGCAAACCAUUACAGCAGUAACCUGCACUUUGCUGUAUGUGGCUGAAGAUGGACAGAUGUUCACCUCCACUUGGGAGUAUGAUUACAACGACUGUGAGGAGAGUGAGGAGCGCCUUAACCCAGAGGAGUUGGAGGUGCCCUUUAUUUGCUGCCAUCUUUCAGACAGAGGGGUGACUGAAAUCGGCCUGAAGGUGCCCAUUUUGCUGAUAUAG